Prunus avium (sweet cherry) is the source of this 1138-nucleotide messenger RNA. The record is from RefSeq and is a predicted model, not a curated record. Lineage: Eukaryota; Viridiplantae; Streptophyta; Magnoliopsida; Rosales; Rosaceae.
GGGGAACCAGAAAACCACAGAACUAAAAGGAACAACCAUGGAAGCCACCAAUCUUGACAUUGAAACAAGUGAAAAAGCUUCUGACUCUGCUCCAGAAGGUGGCUUCAGCAGAUCAGAAGAUACUACGAUAAACAGAGAGCACCUAAAGAAUGAAGCAAAUGAAACCAUAAAGAAUGAAGUUUCAAAUGAACAGAAGCAUCUUGAGGUAGCAAUAUCUGAUUCAAGGGCAGAAGAGAGGUGGUGUGAGACAACAAUUGAAGCAAAUGAAACCAGGAAGAAUGAAGUUUCAAAUGAAGAGAUCGAGGCUGAAAAGCUAGAGGCAAAAGAUUUGCGGCCGAUUUCUGUUAGUGGAGAAAACAUCAGCCAUACAGAACAAGAAAAUGAGUUGAUAGCUGAAAAAUAUGAAGGAGAGAAGAGUGAAACAUUUAAUACCGCAAGAAAUGAAAAUCGGGACAAUGAGGAAUCCCCGAAAGAAACUACACAAGUGGCUAAACAUUUAACUGAAGACAAAGAACUUCAAACCGAAGAGAAUCUGUGUGACACAACAGUUGAAGCAAAUGAAAAAAUUAAGACUGAACUUUCAAAUGACGAGAUCAAGGAGGGUAAGGAACUUCCAAAGGAUUCUGAGGCAGACUCUGUCAGAGAAGAGAGCCAUCAGGGAAAAAAAGCAAUAGCUGAAGAGUAUCAAGUAGAGAAGACCAAUGAAAGUUCUGUGAUCAGAACAAACGAAAAUCGGGGCGAGUUGCCUGAGGAGAAAGAUACAACAGCUAGCAAAGAAGUGCAAACUGAAGAAGAAGAAGAAGAGCACGAAAAUGCUGAAGAAGUAAAAACAUAUGAAGAGACGGGAGAAAAUGAACACAAAAAUGCAGAGCCAGGCUAUGAUUCUCCCGUCAUUGUAGAAGCCUCUAGAGAUGCUGAUGCUAAGAUUUCACAUUAGAAAUCCCAUAAUAUCCUUUCAGGUAUCAAGCAUUCAAUUUCCAAGGUGAAGAAAGCCAUUACCGGCAAGUCUUCUCAUUCAAAGACACAAUCAGAAAAAUAAGUAAAUAAAACAAAACCAAGAAGAUGGUUCCGACAGUUGAAGAAUUGGAUGAAUAAAGGUUUCAUGCGGGUGUGCUUGUUCUAAGAGGUUUGAGUGUGG